AUGAUGUUGGCAGGGGCAGGACUUCUCGGAUCAGGCCUUGUCCCUGUCUCACCAGAACUCAUUGAGAUGAAGCGAGAAGUGGGAAACGAGUCACCGAUACGAGCCGUUGAAGAGCUUCGCGGAAGAGGAAUCCAAGGAAUCCCUUUGCCUCCACCAUCGGAUUUCGCGUCGUCUUUUCUUGCCAUUGCUCAACUGCGACAGCAACAAUGCCUUCAACAAUUUCAACAAAUGCACGCUUCACCUUUGACUCUGCCAGAGGAGCCACCCGUGACUGCUCCCGUUCCACCACCACUUCUCGGAAAUAUGGCCAAUAUGGCAGCUCUCUUUCAACUACAGAUGCAAGCACAGCAUAUUACACAAGCCUUGGCUCCUCGAUCGGCACCAAUGACUCAAACGCAAACCCCAAAUGGUGAACGAAAAAGAUCGUAUCCGAUGACAUUCCAGUGGUGUGAGUUGUGCCAAAAGGAGGUUCACUCCUCGAAACUCCCAUGCCACAUUCGACAGUGUCACGUGGCGAAGCCGAUGUUCCAGUGUCCACAAUGCGAUUUCACUUCAACUUAUUCGAAGAACAACGUCAAGAGUCACAUGGUUUCUUUGCAUGGAUUAGCUGGAGAUCCAAUCAGCUACAUGAAUGAGUAUGCCGGACAAGUGGAAGAGUUCAUGAAGAAAUGUUUCCCAAAUGUUCGCGGACGUGGUCGACCGAUGCAAGGCAGAGAGACACCCACUUCCCCAUCCACCUCAAAUACACCAACUCGUAGAAGCAGUCAGACCAUCAAAGCUUCGACCUCACGGCCUAUGAACGAGGUUUCUGCUUUUGAGAUGGCAAAGAUGGCCUUUGAUCAAAAGCUUGCACUUGCCAACUUUGAACUUGCUCUCGCAGAGCUCAACCGCAACGAGGCUCGUCUCAAUCUUGAAAAGCAAUUGGAGAAAAUCUCAAAGCCUAGCUUGAAUCUUCCUGGUUUCGGUUCACCCAUCCCCGGACUUGUCCUGAACACUCACAACAAUAACAAUCACGGUGUUAACGGGCAAACAAAGGUCGAAGAGACUCCAACAACAGAUACGAAGGAAAGCGUGGAAAAUGUCGUCGUUUCCUCCUCAUCAAUUGACGAGCUUUUGAGCAACAUUCGCUCCAAUGAGGUGACUCUUCGCUCAACCUCUGCCACAACGGAGCCUUCAACUCCGACCACACCCAACAACGCCUGGGGAUUUUUGGGGGAAAAGCUGCAGCCAAAAUACUUCUCGAAAAGCUUCUUUUUUGAAUUCCUAAAUGAAGAGCAAAUCGAGGGCACGAUUUUUGCACAUAUGACCUCACCAGCUGAACUUAUCAAGUUAAUUGACCAGUCACGCUUUCAAAGCGCUUAUCGGAUUGAGGGCUUUUUGGGAAUGGAUCAACGCGAGAGAAUCCACGAUUUUCAAGAGGAUCACGGCAUUCACGCUGUCAACAUUGUUUCUUUGCUUUCAAGCAAUUUCCGAGGACUUGAUGUGAAAUCUCUUUCAGCGGAGACCAUCAAUGAGUUGCUCAAAAUUGCUCCAUCGCCAACUGACUCGCUUCGAAUUCGAUCAUUCCCAAAAGCUUUCAUUGAAGUUGCUGAUUUGAGUGACGAGGAGAAGUUUAUUGUCCAAUUGGCGGCCAUCGAUCGACUUGAUGAGAAGCUGAACACUCUAAAAUGGUUGGCAAGUUUCUCGGAAGAAAAGCUUGCGGAAGUUUCUCAGCAACUUCGGCAACUUGGCGAAACGAUUCAAAUGCUGAUUUCGAGUGACUCUUUCCGUGAACUCAUCAAUUUGGUGAUGACUGUGAUUGGUGGAUCUUUCGGCGACCCGGAGAGGCAUUUAUUGAAAGGAUUUGCCAUCAAAAAUCUGGGAAAGUGUGGUGAUCAAGUGCUUCUCACUGGUUCGACGUUGUGUGUGGAGAUUAGUCAUCUCAUCGACUCACAAUUCUCUCAUCUCAAAAACCUUUUCAUGAUGAUUCCAUAUCUUAAAGAAGCAGCAAAAAUCUCGAUGAAAGAACUUUCCCGAGAGGUUCGACAUUUCAAAGACGGUUUGCCACGAGUGAAACGGGAAUUGGAGUUAUGUGGGCAUCUUUUGUUAGCAAUAAUGCCAAUGUAUCCACUCUUUGAAGACAGUUUAUCUGAGCUGCUCACCACUACAAAAGAUGAAGUCGAGAAGGGUAUGCUGUAUUUGGGAGAGCGUUCAUCACUUGAUGAAGAUCUUCCCGAUAUCCAAGCACUCAUUCAAUCAAUUCUCUCGUUUCUCAUUCAACUUAAAGCCAACUUUGAUUCA
This is a messenger RNA of Mesorhabditis belari, 2280 nucleotides long. The record is from the annotation of a GenBank genome assembly. Lineage: Eukaryota; Metazoa; Nematoda; Chromadorea; Rhabditida; Rhabditidae.